CGUAGCGCUGUAGGCUUCGCUAGUUUCCUCAACCAAACACUCAACUGAUAUUGUGUGAUAAAAACUGGAAGUGUGCCGGUGGACGAGGGGCUUCUUUUAUUGAGGAAAAAGCACACGAACCGAGCGGCCAUCGCCGUCAGAACCGAACACAAUCUGGGCCGGAGCCGAACUUGUGUUAUUAGCGCAGAGGACGGUGGACACAGGCUGCCUGUAAACCCUCCAUUAAGGCUGCUGCUUUUUAUUUUGCUGUGGCUUUUCGGAAGGCGGGGAAUACAAAGCGACGUGUGGUCAAAUCCAGAACAUUUUGGAGCCGCUGGAGCAUAAACAGGAAUCCUACAGAACCAGCUGGUGCUGCUGUGACUGGUUAGCGAUAGUACAUGGAUUAUCUGUGUUUCCGCGCCCUGUGCUGUAAAGGACCGCCGCCGCCAAGACCAGAGUACGAUGUGGUGUGCAUCGGCCUGACAGGUGCCGGAAAGACCAGCCUGCUGUCACGCCUCUGCAGCGAAGGCAGCGAUGGCAUCGUGCCCACCACAGGUUUCAGCAUUAAAGCAGUGCCAUUUCCAAACGCCAUCUUGAAUGUAAAGGAGCUUGGAGGAGCUGAUAACAUCAAAAAGUACUGGAGCCGUUACUACCAGGGCUCCCAGGGCGUCGUGUUCGUAUUGGACAGUGCCUCAUCGGACGAGGACCUGGAGGCGGCGCGGAACGAGCUGCACUCGGCCCUGCAGCACCCGCAGCUCUGCACGCUGCCUUUCCUCAUUCUAGCCAACCAUCAGGACAAGCCUGCUGCACGGACGCCAAACCAGAUUAAGAAGUACUUUGAGCUGGAGCCGCUGGCCCGAGGGAAGCGCUGGAUCCUGGAUGGCAGCACCACCGACAACAUGGAGGCGGUGAAGGAGAGCUUCGGCCAGUUCAUCGGCCUGUUGGAGGACAAAGACACUGAGCCCGCCAGGAUAUGAUGCUAACACUGCUAAUGCUAACGGACAUUAGCAGUGAAUGAAAAAAAUAAGAACGUCUACAUCCUGCUGGUGUCCACACAUUCACACACAUUCACACACAGACACACACAGACACACUGGCCUCUGUCUCUGAGGUGUGUAUUGUAUGUUUCCUCUCUUCACCGCACUCUCAUUUUUGCUGUUAGCAGAGCGUGCACCGGUCGUCCCGGUGUGUCCCGAUAGAAAAGCGCCACCAUUUCAACCGUUUGACCACAACAAUUCUGAACUUUGUGAGAAGUGGAGUCUUGUUUACUUCUGUCUGUGCCAUUGUGAGAAAGUAAAUGGCAUCUGGGACACGUGGUAUUCUUUUAGUCAUCAUCUGACACUAACACACACAUUCUGACACACACAAACACACACAUUUUCACACUACGUGGAGCCCAGGUUGUCUGUAGAUAUGUUUAACAUCUCCACUAAUGACUUUGCAGGAUGUGUGGGUGGGCACGGUUCGUGUUGUUUCCUCUGAGAAGUACCGUUUGGACGUCCGUCAUGUGUGCUUCUCUUUUCUUUCGACGUGUAACAACGAAUGUGGUUGUGUGGUCGGAGUACAGAGCCUUGUGUUAUGUACAGUCGUUACAUAUCGGUGUGUCACACAAUAUCUAAUCUGAAUAGUGUAGUCAUGGAGUAUCCUGUCCAUGCUGAUCAUACUGCUGUGUACCCUCCUGUGUGGCCGUGCACAAGUACUACUAAUCAUGACUAAGGUGACCUUCUGGACACACCAGUCCGUCUCUGUCAGUGGGAACAAGUCUGAAUGCUUUUCUAAAUGUGCAGCGUAGGAUAUAUUUUUUAGCUCUGUAUGUUAACCUGUAGGAGCUACGUUCAGAUUACAAAGAUUUUUUAUAUAUCAUAUCACACUUACCAAUUAUUUCAAAUCAAAGACCAAAAAAAGUGAUUGACUGGGCCGGAUGUGGCCACAGAGUAGACGACUGUGAUGGAUUUAGUUUCAUUUCAGAAUUUUAGCAAAUGUUUAUCUGUUUUUUUUCUACAUUUCUACUGUAUCUUGUCUUUUUUCUGUUAAAUUUGACAUAAUCCCUGUUGGCGCUGGCCAGCGACUCCGUUCUCCCAUCAGUGUGGAAUACAAACUCUAUCAAUCAGCCACAGCAACAGCUGCAUCUGACACGUCCCUGUCCGACAGCCUAAUGCCUUCCAACUGUCUGUGAAGACCCCUCCCUGUCUGCUGUUUAUCGCAGACCCCCUCCCGUCCCCAUCCCCGUCCCCUCCUUGCUGGGGCUGGUUUCCCUCCGUCUCAGCCUCAUGUGGACUUAACGCCACCGGUGUGUGUCGUAUUCACUGUGCCACAGGUGUGUGUGUGUGUGAUCCAUGUACACACCUCCUCCUCAUGUGCUUUGCAUUGUCGUCAUUUUGUUCAGUAUUUUUUUAUUUUUUUUUAUUUUCUGUUUUCUUGAGAUUUAAUCACUUCAUGACCUGGGACCUGCCGGUAGGUUUGUAGUCUGGGUCGGGUCAGGUCCAACACCCAUGUGUGGUCUAGGGGUUCUGCCAGUGUUGGACUUCCUUUCACCCACUUAUGUGUUAAACAUACACUGCAGUUGUUUUUUUUGUUUGUUUUUUAAUUUGUCUGUUUUGUAUUUUCUUUUUGUUUUUUCAAUUAUGAGUUUUGUCUGUAAUGGAAAUUAAAGUCUAAAAAUCCUA
Molecule: messenger RNA, 2645 nt
Organism: Sphaeramia orbicularis (orbiculate cardinalfish)
Lineage: Eukaryota; Metazoa; Chordata; Actinopteri; Kurtiformes; Apogonidae
Gene: arl15a
Product: ADP-ribosylation factor-like 15a
Exons: 5
Coding region: 378-956 (192 amino acids)
Molecular function (GO): GTP binding; GTPase activity
Source: RefSeq, a predicted model, not a curated record